AGAGAGCUAUGUACCGACUCGCUCACACUUGCGAGAUUCACCGGCGCGAAUUUUCGCAAAUUCACCGUCAACAAGGAGGGCGUUACUUGCCGUACCUACGCGCACACACAUGCAGAGCCAGUCACCAAUCGAACGAGAGCGAAUCUCUUUCGGAGGAGACGUUGGCGUUACAGUGUACACGGCUGCAGAGCCGCCGCAGUCACGGAUUGUAAAUAUCAACAUCGUCGCGACGACCAGCUCUGUCGAGGCUCGCACGACAGCUUGCAGUAUAUAUAAGCACUUUCUAACCUCGACGCGGAUGACUCUCCGAGCGCUCGGAUCCUCAGCGAAAUAUACGAGUGGACAAUGAUAUAGUGAUCACGUAAGCUAAAAAAGAUGUCAAACAACAGUGUUCCACAUGCCUCGUAUGGCUUAGAUCCACAAGGAAGACUUGUUCGCAUAGAAGCUGGUACUUCAAAUCCUAGUAUUAGUCGUCUAUCCAGCCUUGAAGAAACGCUUAGGAGGUUAAGUUCAAAUUUUAGACAAGAUGAUUUACAUGAUUUUGAUCGAGAUGAAAUCAGGACCAUGUCUGAUUUGACAGAUCCUGAACUCACCUCUGAUAUGACAGAUGGAGCAUCAUCUCCUAACCAGACAACAGCAAGCAUUCCACAAUUAAGUUCUGACGAUGACAAAAGGUAUUGUUGGGUAUGUUUUGCAACGGACGAAGACGAUGCUACAGCUCCAUGGGUUAAACCAUGUCACUGUCGCGGUACAGCUAAAUGGGUUCAUCAACGCUGCAUUCAACGCUGGGUAGAUGAAAAACAAAAAGGUCGUGCAGGUACCCACGUUGCAUGUCCCCAAUGCAACACAGAAUAUAUCAUUGUAUAUCCUAAUAUGGGUCCAUUAGUGGUGAUAUUGGAUACGAUUGACGGACUUAUCUUUAAAGUUUGCCCGCUUAUAGCGGCAGGAAUUGUGGUUGGCUGUGUUUAUUGGACAGCUGUAACAUACGGUGCGGUGACAGUAAUGCAAGUAAUCGGCCAUAAAGACGGACUCUCGAUGAUGGAACAGGCGGAUCCGUUGGUGCUGCUUGUAGGCCUUCCAACGAUUCCCAUUAUGCUUGUCCUGGGGAAAAUGCUGGACUGGGAGGAUCAAGCUCUUAGUCUGUUUAGACGACACGCCUGUAAAGUUCCGCUUUUAAAACGCUUUUUAAAAUGCCGUUGUUCUGAAGAUGAUGUAGCGAGAUCUCAAGAAGUUCCCCCAAUGACUGAUCCAGUUUCAGCAACUAGAGUUCUUUGUGGAGCUCUGUUACUGCCUACUAUUGCAACUAUUUGUGGAAGAAUAUUUUUUUAUAGUAUAAAUUCCAACUUUCAAAGAACUUUACUAGGUGGAGUAGCAUUCAUUACGAUUAAGGGAGCCUUUAAGAUUUAUCAUAAGCAACAACAAUACAUAAGACAACGCCAAAGGCGCAUUAUGGAUUAUACAGACACCAACAUAGCAUUGUACAGAAGACAAAGGAGUUCAGAAGAUAAUCAGACUAAUUAAUUAUAUUAAAAAAUAUCAGUAAAAUAAUUUAAAAAAUAUACAACCUGUACAAACUUCCUAGCACGAAAAAUAAAUAUACUUUUGACUAAUUUUAUUUAGGAACGGUUGAAGUUCAGUUGUUAUUAAAAUAUUUUUUUAAAUAAUGUUGUAAUAAAUUCCAAGGAAACUUUUUUUAUUACUCAGAAGCUUCAAUAUGCGUCUCUAUAUAAAAUAGAAAAUGUUCCAAAAGCAUUGCAGUGUUUGUCAUAUACGACGUGUAAAAAAUAACUGAAAUGAAAAUAAAAAGAAUAACACUUUUAUGUUCACUAA
Nasonia vitripennis (jewel wasp) is the source of this 1830-nucleotide messenger RNA. RefSeq names its product E3 ubiquitin-protein ligase MARCH5. Gene Ontology annotation, molecular function: zinc ion binding. The record is from RefSeq and is a predicted model, not a curated record. NCBI's taxonomy places the organism in Eukaryota, Metazoa, Arthropoda, Insecta, Hymenoptera, Pteromalidae. Bases 376 to 1521 code for a protein of 381 amino acids. The transcript is spliced from 7 exons.